This is a messenger RNA of Hydra vulgaris (swiftwater hydra), 3335 nucleotides long. The record is from RefSeq and is a predicted model, not a curated record. Lineage: Eukaryota; Metazoa; Cnidaria; Hydrozoa; Anthoathecata; Hydridae.
UAUUGGUGCAAUAUUGUUUGCCAAUAUUGGCCCAAUAUUGUUUUGUUUUUAUUACUCAAAUAUUGGCCAAUAUUGAGAUUUUUACAUAUUGGUACGCAGGCGUAACAUUAUUGCUUAUUCAUAAUGUCCUUUAGUUUUGUCCUUUGAUGUCCACAAUACUUUUAAUAGAAUAUUUACAGAUUGAAUCACGAGAAGAAGUGGUUUUAAUUUAUUUAAAAACAGAUUGUAUCACGAGAAGAAGUGGUUGUAAUUUAUUUAAAACAGAUUGAAUCACGAGAAGAAGUGGUUGCAGUUCAUUUAGAAACAGAUUGUAUCACGAGAAGAAGUGGAAAAAUAUUUCUGUGCUCUAAGAUAAAGAUUGAAAUAGUAAUGAAAAAAUCAAUAAAAACAACUCGAUCUGCUAAAUCACAUUAUAUUAGAAGAGUAGUAAAGCAACAUUUAAAUGAAAUUCACUCAACAAGUAAUGUUGAAAAUACGAAUCACUCAACAAGUAAUGUUGAAAAUACGAAUGAAUUACUUAACUGUGGAAAUGCAAUAAACUUCAGUGAUGAGUCUAUUAACCAUAAUAUGUUAUAUCAAAAUUCUUAUAAUUAUUUGGCUGAAGACACAUUAAAAUCCUCAAAUGUUGAGUUUGGUGACAUAUCAUAUUUUGAUGAAAACCAACCCUCGAAUUUGACAAAUAGUUCUGAUGAUGACUGUAACAUAACUGAUGAUGAGCAUGGCUACUAUCCUUCAUGUUCCAGUGACAAUGAAGAAGCUCAGGAUGAAGUUACUUUGAAAGAACUGCUUAUUUGCUGGUCAGUCAAACACAAUGUAACACAUAGUGCUUUAUCAGAUUUACUAAAAAUCUUGUCAAAACAACAUCCAGAUUUGCCCAAAGAUAGUAGAACCUUAUUGAAAACAAAAAGCAGUUCUGACAUUAUUAUCAUGCAAGACAUGUUUGGGCAAAAGGCAGAGUUUGUUUAUUUUGGUUUGAAACAUCAGUUAAUUAGUUUGCUAGUGUUUAACAGCAUUGAAAGCUGCAAAGUUAGUUUAUUGUUUAGCAUUGAUGGAUUGCCUUUGUAUAAGAGCUCUGGAAAACAGUUUUGGCCAAUACUUUGCAGUGUUACAAUUGGUGAAAAUAUUUAUAAACCAUUUGUAGUUAGCAUAUUUUGUGGCAACAGCAAACCUAAAAGUUCAGCUAUUUUUCUAGCUAGUUUUGUAGCUGAAUUCAAUGUUUUGAAGAAACAAGGUUUAUUUAUAGGUGAAAAUCACUUUACCAUUCAUGCUAAAGGCUUUGUGUGUGAUGCACCUGCACGCGCUUUUGUUAAAUGUAUAAAAGGACAUAAUGGGUAUUAUGGUUGUGAACGAUGCAUUCAAAAGGGAACUAGGGUAGAUAAUAGAACUGUAUUUCCUGAUGUAAAUGCAAUGAAGAGAACAGAUGCUUCCUUUGCAUUAUUCCAGCAAGUUCAGCAUCACAAACCAGAUGCAGUACCCCCACUGUUAGAGCUUAAUAUCGGUCACAUCUCUCAAUUUCCACUAGAAUAUAUGCAUCUAGUUUGUCUUGGUGCCACACGAAGGUUACUUCUGCAUUGGCUUCGUGGAAAACGUGCGGUAAAAAUAAGCACGCUAAUUGCUGAUUUAAUUUCAAAUGGAUUAAAAAAUUUGGCAGCAUAUGUUACUGUUGAAUUUGCACGUAAACCAAGAUCACUAAAAGACAUUGAUCGAUGGAAAGCCACAGAAUUUCGUCUAUUUUUGUGUUACCUUGGACCUCUUGUAUUACGAAGCCAUCUUACCAAUAAUCUGUACCAGCAUUUUAUGUUAUUGCAUGUCGCAAUUAAUAUUUUAGCUAAUCCAAAUAUGUGCUGGACGCAUGUUGAUUAUGCAGAAAAAUUGUUAAAUAUAUUUGUCAUGCAAAUGCCAGAUUUCUAUGGCAGCAGCUCAAUAAACUACACAAUGCACAGCCUUUGUCACAUUUGUGAUGAUGUAAGACAGUAUGGUUCACUUGAUGAGUAUAGUGCAUUUCCUUUUGAAAAUGCUUUAGGCAUUAUGAAACGAUUGUUACGAAGUGGCCACAUGCCAUUGCAGCAGUUGUGUCGACGUUUGUCAGAAAGAAUUAAUAGCAACACAUAUUCUAUCAGUCGCAAUAUGCACCUGAUACCAAGUUUAAAAAGGUUACACAGCAAUGGUCCUACCUUAGGGUACUAUGGAAAGCAAUAUCUAAAGGUUGAGUAUGCUGGUUUCACAUAUUUUUGUGCAAAUUCCAACAACUGUGCUUUACUUGAUAGUGGUAAAGUUGUCCUUAUUGAAAAUGUUAUUGAUGCUGACAAUAUAAUGAUAAUUACACGUGUUUUUGGACUUAAAGAAAAUUUCUACACCUAUCCAUGUGAAUCUUCUUUGCUCAAUAUUUUUAAAGUUAGUCAACUAUCUGAUCAAUUUUUUGCUUGUCCUAUAACUUCAAUUGUAAAAAAAUGCUUAUUAUUGCCUAGAGAAACUUAUUUUGUUAGUUUUGCUUUACUUCAUCGGGACUAGUAAACAAACUAAAUGUUAGGGUGUUAUUUUAAUGUUAUAAAUUUUAAUAAUUUUUUUAAAGAAAGAUAUAAUAAUUAUAUUUACUAAAGUCAAUUUUGUUUUAGCUUGAGUUUAAUUUUAUAGUAGUUUUUUAAUCUUCAAAAGUAAAGUUACAAUUGACUGUACAUUUACUGCAGUAUGCCAGUUAACUAAAUCUUUUUAUUUAAAAAUGAAUAUGAAAUUAGUUUGUACCAAUUAAUUUUUGUUUUCUUUUUUUAGUGUUGCAUUUAAACAAAGUUAAGGAGAGCUCAUAACGAUUUGCAUUUCCUAACAACUAUUAUUUUUGUUUUUAAACUCCAACUUUUUGUGUCUUCUGUCUAUUUUUGACUAAUACUGUUACAUAUUUUUAAAAAGUAGAAAACUUUUUUAAGGUUAUUUAAAAGCUGAAAGUUUUUUUUUAAUGAUCUUUUUCAAUCAAGUGUGAAACUGUCAAUAAAAGAGACAUAACACAGGCAGCAUUUAUAAAACAAAUGUGUUAAGUAUUUACAAAAAAUGUCACUUUUAUUUAAAAGUAAAAAGUCUCAUUGUUUCCAGUAUUAAAACUUUUGAUAAAUUGCUCAAAACCUCACAUUUUACUGUAAUUAGUAAAAAUGUUAAAAUCUAAGUUUUCACAUUAAUUAUCCCUUCACUAUGCUGACCACACAAGUAGUGAAGGAUCGUGGCUGAUAUUUGACUAGGGCCGGGGCAGGGUUUGGUAAAACAUAGCUGGGGUCAAGGUUAUUGCCGGGGCUGCCUUAAUCUUGAGAAACCCUUUAAAUGAAAUGAGUCUUUAAUCUUGUAUUAAA